Nothobranchius furzeri (turquoise killifish) is the source of this 3767-nucleotide messenger RNA. It is a transcript of the gene krtcap3, whose product is annotated as keratinocyte associated protein 3. The record is from RefSeq and is a predicted model, not a curated record. Lineage: Eukaryota; Metazoa; Chordata; Actinopteri; Cyprinodontiformes; Nothobranchiidae.
AUAUAUAUAUAUAUAUACUAUCAUCGUGAGUGCUUUUGAGUCCUCUUUUGUAUUGUUUUAAAAAAAAUUGCUGCUUUUUGUUGUUUUUCACAUUUUCAGCCUUUUGAAGUCAUGUGACUUGUGAACUGAACUCUGCCAUGAUGAAUCCCAUUCUCCUGAUAGGUCAGUUAGUGCUCUUGGAAAUGUCAGAUAUUGUAGUCCAAGUGCUUCUCUUUCACUUUAUUUGCUGUGAUUUCACCUGGAAACCACACAUCUGGGCCGACACAAAUGUUCACACUUCCCUUCUUAUUUAAAGUACACAUUAUCCUUCUAAAUGUAAUAAUUUGACCUGAAUUGAGAUCGGGGGUUUGUAGACGCCUCUUCCUGCAUCAGAACUCCCUGCAGACCUUUGGUACUACUGCUACCGAUAGCUCAUUCAAUUUUGUGUUUUCAGUUUAUCUUUUUUAAUGCGUGCAUUGAAAAUUCAAAUACAUACCAACAGGUCAGAUCUAAUUGCAUGUAAUAAUUCCCCUUGUGGUAUUUUAUUUAAAUUGAACCUAAGAGUGUCUUGGGAUUAUUUAAAUUGUUCGAGCUUUUGGUUUAUAUUUAACUCAGAAUCAUUUUUGACAUCUCACAUUAGUCUAAUAGUUAACAAAUAAUUGCUGUUGGGUAUCUUGGAAGGGCUAUUUUAAGUUAUUCAUGUUUUCUGGUUUGCUCCGUGUUAUUUUUAUUUGUCAUGUCCUGUAAGAUUGUAUUUUCCCAAAGCUGUUCUUGAGUCAACCUGGGGAAUGUAAAAGCACCACCUCUGUUUCUGAUCUCACCCUAUUUUGGCUUUUUUUUUAAUUGUUGGUGGUGAUGAAACUGGUUAUUAAAUAAUCAAACAGGGUUGGCAGCUCUAACUCUAUGAUGUGAACGUUUGGUCAAACUUGGACAGCCUUGUGCCUUUUUUUUUUUUUUUAAGAUUUGAAAUCUUGACAAAACCAAAAUGAAAGUUUUAAAAAUAUAUCUGUUUUUGCAAAUAAAUGCAUCAACUUCUCUGCAUUUCUUUUCAAUAUGAAUAACCAUUAAAUUAUAAAGUCACAAUGUUGCGAUUGUGAUGCGUGCACAUCGUUGUCCGGUAGUUAUUUAUUAGUUAGCUACCUGUGGCAAACUCCAGGUAAGUCUACUGACGUCAUCAGGAAGUGGACGGGAGACGUUGCACCGUGAGAGCUUGGAGCUUCUUUUGUUGAACGAUUAAACUUUAGGAACGUGCGGAUAUUUCAUUCACAGGGAAAACUUCGGGCCGAGAGGGAAAUGUGCAGCUUUGAUAAGGACAAAGGGCCGGGAAGGCUGAUGAAGAAGGGGCUAACGCUCAUCCUGGUCGGACAUAUCAACUUCAUCCUUGGAGCUAUUGUUCAUGGAAACGUUCUGCGCCACAUUUCCAAACCCAACCAGCAAAUUAGCACUGAGUACACUGUAGCCAACAUCAUUUCUGUAACUUCUGGCCUGCUGAGCAUUGCCUCUGGGAUCAUUGCUAUCGUGGUGUCAAGAAACCUUCAUGAGUUCAAACUGCAAGUGGGGCUGUUGAUUGCAUCUUUCCUGAAUGCCUUGCUCUCAGCGGCAUGCUGCACGGGCCUUCUCUUGGCUGUUGGUAUAACUGUUGCCAACAAUGGGAAAGGUUUGAUGUUUGGAUGCAAUGAAACGGCGGUACCCAUCAGCGCCCGCUCUCCUGUCAGUGCUCAUUGUCCAUUUGACACGACACGAAUCUACGACACCACUCUGGCUCUUUGGAUCCCCUGUGCUGCUUUGUCAGCAGCUGAGACUGGACUGUCCGUGUGGUGCUUCAUCGUUGGUCUAACUCUGAGAGGCCUGGCGCCCUGUGGGAACAGCUACAUCAAAGAGCAGGUUCGGGACUUUGUGAAAAAGUCAUUCAGCCCCACCCUCGAGCUUCCACAAAGCGGAUGGAUACAUGAGCUGAUGGGCACAGAUCCGACCGCUAAGGGGACAAUCUCCACGUUAUAUGCAAGUAUUCAGAAUGUGGCUUCCCCCUCCCUGGACAACGUAAGAAGGAAAUGGGAGGAAGAAUUGGGGCUGGACAUUUCAGAGGUUGACUGGGGAGGGGCAGUAGAUCUAGUACACUCUGCUUCUGUAUGUAUAAGACAUGGAUUGAUAAAGUUUAAGGUGUUACAUAGACUCCACUUGUCAAAGGAGAAACUGGCAAGAAUGUACCGGGGUCCGAUCCGACCUGCCCCAGAUGUAAACAGGUGCCAGCCAACUUAUGCCACAUGUUUUGGUCUUGUCCCAGGCUGAAAGACUUUUGGGCUAACAUCUUUAGAACGUUCUCACUCAUUUUUAACGAAGACAUCGAACCAAUGCCUCUGACAGCCAUCUUUGGUGUGGCACAGACGGAAACUCGGCUAACAGCCUCUCAGAGGAAGGCACUAGCAUUUACCUCAUUGUUGGCCAGGAGACUGAUUCUAUUUAACUGGAUAAAGGCAACACCGCCAUCCCACAAACGCUGGUUGGAAGAAGUGAUGGCACACCUCAAAUUAGAACAUCUCAGAUUUACGAUUCAGGGCAACACCAAAAAAUUCUUUAAGGUCUGGCAGCCUUUCAUUUCUUAUUUUGAAGAUAAGUUUCCGUCUACUCCAUAACUGGCAACUUCCUACCCCCCCCCCCCCCCCCCCCUUUUUUUUUAUUUUAUUUUAUUUUAUUUUUUUUGUCUGGGUAUAGUUUUAUUUUGCAUUGUGUUGUAGGACUUGAGUUCGAGCUUUUUUGUGUGAAUUAUAUGCUUUUUGAAAACGUAAUAAAAACACUGAUUAUCUAAAAACCUCCACCAAUAACACAUUUUGGUCUCGCGGAAAUGGCACACUUCUCUGGGUCUUCCAUUCAUUACGCACUCACGUAUUUAGCAACAGAACACCACUUGUGUGAGAGGUUCAUGGCUCAAUAACAUCAGAGGAGAAACAGCUGGCUGCUACCACUUCAACUUUAGGACAAACUACCAAAGUCCCAAAAAGAUAAACACCAUUUAAAGUCACAGACUACAAAAGACAUUUGAACCUAGAAAACGGUGAUGGGUGUUUAGCGCUAACUCGUUUCCUCUGGCAAUGUGGGUUUCCAGUUCCAGUAUACGCAGAUCCAAGAAAUAAACCGAAGAGGAGGGGUGAGUGUUUGGUGACUGUGUUUGCGUUCAAACCCAUCUUGUUUGCAAAUUCGCUAUAACAGCUUUAAAAUCAUCUUUUGCGUGUUCAUUCUGUGUAAUCCAUCAAAUUCCUUUGCGUGUUUUUUUUAAACACAGUAUAGUAAAGAUUUGUUUUUACUGUUUAGCCUGGGAAAUUUUGGCCAACACUGUAGCCUUCCUCACAGCGCCGCCAGCUAGUGUUAGCUGAAACUUGUCCGCUUUAAGGGUAAAAACAAAUCUUUACCAUGCUUUGUUUGGAAAAGAAUAUAACAAUAGGUUGUCUGAACAGGACAAAGGUUGUUUAAUUAGUCUGAAAUUAACUCGUUACAGUGAAUUUUAAAUAAAGCUUCUCACAUUGCUACUAAAGUUAGUAGCUUGGCUUCUCUAUGCACCACCUUGGUCAUGUUGCUUGAUGUAAUGGCAAUACAUACUUUCUUUUAAAGUAAGAAAAAAUAGAUAUCUUUUUUCAUUUUUGAUCAGUUUGUUUUUAAAAAGCUUUAUUGUUUUUGUUGCCCCUGUCUGAUUCGGAUCCAUCUCAUACCAACACUGUUGCUCUCUGUGUGGUAAUUAUACAACCCAACACGUAGCGCUGCUGUCAUCAGCCUUCACACUUAACUUUUUUCUC